Heterobasidion irregulare TC 32-1 is the source of this 1533-nucleotide messenger RNA. RefSeq lists its product as uncharacterized. The transcript has 5 exons. Gene Ontology annotation, biological process: amino acid transmembrane transport. Bases 1 to 1533 code for a protein of 510 amino acids. NCBI's taxonomy places the organism in Eukaryota, Fungi, Basidiomycota, Agaricomycetes, Russulales, Bondarzewiaceae. The record is from RefSeq and is a predicted model, not a curated record. Gene Ontology annotation, molecular function: amino acid transmembrane transporter activity.
AUGUCGUCCAGCAGACGUUCAUCCCUUAACUCGCUGUCCUCAAGCGAUCAUGGAAGCCCUUCUUCACCCCUUCUACGCGACACCCUCUCCAACGCGACCCUCAUUUUUGUUCAGAACGACGACGACGACGAACCUUCCACCGCCCCUCUUGACUUCUCCUCGGACGAUGAUCUCGCAGACGACUUUGGUUCUCAUCUCGAUCGCAUCAGGACAUCAUCAGUUCCUCCUCUCUCUCCCAGUCUUAUACUCCUCUACCUCCUCACGCCAUUCCUGAAGCUCGGUUCGAUGUUUAUUCCCUACACGGGUACACCACUCAAUCGAUCAAUUCCGGUGCUCUUGGCCUUCGCGCUCUUUGCAGCAUGCUCAAGACAUCUGUGCUAUAUGUUAGCAAAAUACGUUCAUAAUCCGGAUUUGGAGGAAAUUGUAUUGGAUGCCUUCGCGAGAGGGAGAGGGAAGGAGCGCCGUCGGGUGUUCUUGAGGUCUUUGGUGAGGAUUGGGACGGGGCUCCUGAGGGUGCUCUUGGCCACCGUGUAUCUGCGAGCAUCGGUUGAUGCACUGCUGCCUCUUUCCCCCACUAAGAUGCCAUUAUCCUCUCGGAUAGUCUUUAGCAUCUUGUUGUCUUUGGUCAUCUUGCCUCUCUGCUUAGCGCCCUCUCUGGCGGCUAAGCGCGUAGCGUAUGCUACAUGGGUAUCCGUUGCCGCGUACAUUGUUUGGCUAGGAAGCAUCUCGUUCGCUCACGCGCAAGGCACAUUGGAUGUCAGUUCUGGACGGCUUCGAACAGGGAUACUCUGGCAGGGAACCACUACUAUUGCCUUCUCGUUCGUCACAACUUGGACUCUCCCUCUAUAUGCUUCUCUUCAGGGCAGCGCCCACCCCCUGUCAACCACCAAGAAAAAACGUCACUCUUUUAAACUUCUAUCAAUUGUUUCAAUAGGUCUCGCCGUUGCCCUCACGCUCCCUCUUUGUUUCUUUGCCGCCGCCCCGAUUCCCCCGUCUCAAAUACAGGACAUUUUCGCUCGCGCGCCGAAUCCUCUGAUGGCUGUGUCAAAUACCGUUGUUCUUGUGUUGGCCAUACCACCUCUGGUUGUUACUACCCCGCCUCUCCCCAUCACACUGUCCCUCCGCCGUGCGACAAAUCUACCGAUACCUAAGCUUAUUAUCUAUUUGCUUAUUCCCGUUCUCUCUCUCCUUCCUGCGCACCCGUCCGCUAUAUUGAGCGAUAUCAUUCUAGUACUUGCGCUUGCAAGUACGUAUAUCCUUCCAGCUGUAUUGCAUGUAACGAUGCAUCACUUCAAGCGCCCCCUCUCAAUCGUGAUUCCUUCUGCAGUCCACACCCCGUCUGCAGUCAACUUUGACCGGGCAUCGCUAGAUCGAGCUGACGCUGAUGAGCUGCUGCAGCGCAAGGAGCGCACAUUACAACGAAAGCGGCUUGGGCGACGGCUCGUGUGGGACAUCGCAGCGUGGGCCCUUCUUCUGCCUGUUGGAGGCGGGGGUACUCUGUGGGCCAUUGGCAGGAUUAAUGGAACUUGGUAA